Molecule: messenger RNA, 1065 nt
Organism: Peniophora sp. CBMAI 1063
Lineage: Eukaryota; Fungi; Basidiomycota; Agaricomycetes; Russulales; Peniophoraceae
Source: the annotation of a GenBank genome assembly
AUGGACUCCUGCUGGUGGAACAACACUGAUGCAGGCACGAAAAACCGCAUCAUCCGAGUGUUCAAACAAGCUUGUACUAAGCUUCAUGCACGCGGUCUUGCACCGAAGACAUGGGCUCGGGAUAUUGAUCCGGCUGCUGCCGAGUUUGUAUACUACGAGCUCGAGAAGGCCUUCUUUGAUUUGCGUCUAUGCGCCGACCAUUGGAAGGCGCGGAAGGUUUGCACGACAUACUUCCCGACAUGGAAGAAACCCGAAGAUCGAUCCAGUAAGAAGCGCAAGGUCGCUCAUGACUCUGAUGCCGAUGACGAUGAAGGGAAUGAUGAUACAGCAGCCUCGAACACUGCCCAGACCCCGCCGAAUUCGCAUACAUCCACCCCUCAGCCACGCCCGCAGUCUCCCACCGAUACCACCGACGUACCUCCGCGCUCGCACACACCACCCAAUUCGCACACUUCCUCUGGUCGCGACGAUGAUGCAAUGGAUGUGGAUGCGCCGCUCCGCGAGGCGAGAACCCGCGUGGCGGGAUCAUCAGCUCCGCGCUCGCACACACCGCCCGAUUCGCACCCAUCAUCCAUCCACGACGACAAUGCCACGAAUGUGGAUGUGCCAGCCCGCGAGGUGACAGCCCGUGUGGCGGGUUCACUAGCUCCGGAUGCGGAUUCGAACAUGCAGCCUGGCACGGCCACUCAGCCGACACAGGAUCUGCGUCGCAAUGGGGAGGAUGAGGACGAGGAGGAAGAACCAAGCCUUCUCGAUUCUGUUCGCCCCGAUCUUCGCCAUGAUCUUGCACCAGCUGCGGCAUCGCCAGGGCAGGACCCUGCCGCGGUAACGAAUGGCGAUGAUGCAGUGCGCGAGGCACAGCCACUCCCGGAUGCGGACGUAUACAUCCCGCCUUUCACGGGGCCACACGUCAAUCAUGCGAAGACAUUGCACGGUCGGGUGUGGAAGGAAAAGAAUCCGAUGGCCAGCAAGAAGGCAUACGAUAAGUACUGGGCAAAGAUGACACGGGAAGAAAAACAGCCUUGGAUCGACCAACAAAACGCGCUGCGCAAAGCGAAGAACUAG